This is a messenger RNA of Cyprinus carpio (common carp), 1524 nucleotides long. Its product is annotated as basic proline-rich protein-like. The transcript has a single exon. The annotation marks the transcript as partial. The record is from RefSeq and is a predicted model, not a curated record. NCBI's taxonomy places the organism in Eukaryota, Metazoa, Chordata, Actinopteri, Cypriniformes, Cyprinidae.
CCCCCCCCCCCCCCCCCCCCCCACCCCCCCCCCCCCCCCCCCCCCCCCCCCACCCCCCCCCCCCCCCCCCCCCCCCCCCCCCCCACCCCCCCCCCCCCCCCCCCCCCCCCCCCCCCCCCCCCAUUCCCCCCCCCCCCCCCCCCCCCCCCCAAAAAAUCCCCCCCCCCCCCCCCCCCCCCCCCCCCACCCCCCGCCCCCCCCCCCCCCCCCCCCCCCCCCCCCCCCCCCCCACCCCCCCCCCCCCCCCCCCCCCCCCCCCCCCCCCCCCCCCCCCCCCCCCCCCCCCCCCCCCCCCCCCCCCCCCCCCCCCCCCCCCCCCCCCCCCCCCCCCCCCCCCCCCCCCCCCCCCCCCCCCCCCCCCCCCCCCCCCCCCCCCCCCCCCCCCCCCCCCCCCCCCCCCCCCCCCAGCCCCCCCCCCCCCCCCCCCCCCCCCCCCCCCCCCCCCCCACCCCCCCCCCCCCCCCCCCCCCCACCCCCCCCCCCCUUCCCCCCCCCCCCCCCCCCCCCCCCCCCCCCCCCCCCCCCCCCCCCCACCCCCCCCCCCCCCCCCCCCCCCCCCCCCCCCCCCCCCCACCCCACCCCCACCCACCCCCCCCCCCCCCCCCCCCCCCCCCCCCCCCCCACCCCCCCCCCCCCCCCCCCCCCCCCCCCCACCCCCCCCCCCCCCCCCCCCCCCCACCCCCCCCCCCCCCCCCCCCCCCCCCCCCCCCCCCCCCCCCCCCCCCCCCCCCCCCCCCCCCACCCCCCCCCCCCCCCCCCCCCCCCCCCCCCCCCCCCACCCCCCCCCCCCCCCCCCCCCCCCCCCCCCCCCCCCCCCCCCCCCCCCCCCCCCCCCCCCCCCCCGCCCCCCCCCCCCCCCCCCCCCCCCCCCCCCCCCCCCCCCCCCCCCCCCCCCCCCCCCCCCCCCCCCCACCCCCCCCCCCCCCCCCCCCCCCCCCCCCCCCCCCCCCCCCCCCCCCCCCCCCCCCCCCCCCCCCCCCCCCCCCCCCCCCCCCCCCCCCCCCCCCCCCCCCCCCCCCCCCCCCCCCCCCCCCCCCCCCCCCCCCCCCCCCCCCCCCCCCCCCCCCCCCCCCCCCACCCCCCCCCCCCCCCCCCCCCCCCCCCCCCCCCCCCCCCCCCCCCCCCCCCCCCCCCCCCCCCCCCCCCCCCCCCCCCCCCCCCCCCCCCCCCCCCCCCCCCCCCCCCCCCCCCCCCCCCCCCCCCCCCCCCCCCCCCCCCCCCCCCCGCCCGGGCCGCCCCCCCCCUGCCCCCCCACCGACGCGCGCGCGCCCCCCCCCCCCCCCCCCCCCCCCCCCCCCCCCCCCCACCCCCCCCCCCCCCCCUCCCCCCCCCCCCCCCCCCCCCCCCCCCCCCCCCCCCCCCCCCCCCCCCCCCCCCCCCCCCCCCCCCCCCCCCCCCCCCCCCCCCCCCCCCCCCCCCACCCCCCCCCCCCCCCCCCCCCCCCCCCCCCCCCCCCCCCCCCCCCCCCCCCCCCCCCCCCCCCCCCCCCCCCCCCCCCCCCCCCACCCUCCGCGCCCCCCCCCC